This is a messenger RNA of Marchantia polymorpha subsp. ruderalis, 3619 nucleotides long. The record is from the annotation of a GenBank genome assembly. Lineage: Eukaryota; Viridiplantae; Streptophyta; Marchantiopsida; Marchantiales; Marchantiaceae.
GCCCGAAGGCUCGAAGGGAGGGAGGAAGGGAGGGCUUUCUUGUCCGAACGGUCUUGCCGCCUGGCCGAUGAUGCCACCGGCGCUGAGCCGUUACGCUGAAGAUCGAUCGCUGGCCUUCGGGCUUCACUUCCCAUCUCGUGCAUAACCGGCUGACGUCGUCCUCCGAGUCCCGAGAUCGUCCAUCGAUCUUGAAUGCCCGCCCGCCCGCCUGCCAAAGAAUCGAUCGAUCGAUCGAACCGCUUCACGUCGGCGGCCCUCGGUUGCGUAUCGGGCUUGGAUUGCAUGGGAUUCGCCAUUUCUCAGGAUCAUGAGGUUCUGCAGAUCCGUGGUCGUCGAAGCUCGGGUCGAGUCCCAGAAAGUCACUGUGACUGCUGCCUUCUGCAUCCUCUGCCAGCCAUCGGAACGAGGACAACGGCCUUAGCUUGCGCGCGCGCAGAUUCACCAGGACUAAUCGCCAUUUCAUGCAACCUCGCAGCAUGCGGUGGGUGCUCUCUUCUCCCUCUCUUUCUCUCUCUAUUUUGGUCUCGGUACGCUUCGCGUCGUCGUUGAGAUUUGAGGCACUCGAGUUUGUUUCUGCUGUGCUUGUGGACUCAUCCGUUCGAUGUCUAGAGUCUCGAUGGAUUUCUCUGACACGCUGCCCGUCGAAUUGGCGUCGAACUCCAGUCACAUGGGCAUUCAAUUGUGUCCACGUAUCAUGGACUUUUCCUAGAACGGAGACGGUCAGCUUACUAGAGCUUCAAGCUGCGUGUGAAUUUUGGAGGAGCCACUGCUUUCUCUGUAGUUGAUGAGCCUUGCAUUGCCGCACCUUGAGUGUCUUUCUCAAGAUACGCGUUCAAGUACCUUGAGGUAAUCCGGUAUGAAAACUGUGGAGCCUGCGAAUAAGAAGGAAGGGGUAAAGCGUCGUUUCCAUGUCCUGAACCUGAAAACCAUGUGAGUAGUCCCCGUUUGUUCUAGUUUCCAGAGCUUUUACGGGUCGAAGGCUCUAAAUUAGCUGCUGUGAGUCCCCCUGAUCAGUGAAUGAUGAUUCGAAUCCCCUCGCAAUGAGAUUCAAAUCAAUUUUUUUGCCUUCUGUGGACAAGAAAAGGAAGACGCCCCAUUGCUGAAGCUGGCGCCAAUCGUCAUCCCGCAUUUUGGUUCUCCUGCACGCAAGAUGCGUUUACUUUCAUCUCCGAAAGCGAUUCGCUAGAUACAGUGGACUUAAUCCACAACAUCUUUCCACGAUAAGCUCCAGUGCAGCUCAUGCUAGAGUUAUUUUGGAUGAAGUCCGAGUAGUUCUGGAUCAUUUUCUGGGUAGAUGCCGUGGAUUAAAUCCUUUAUUCUCCAUAUCUGAAGCCAACUGCUGAAGUGACCAUGGGCAGUCCUUCAUUGCCAAUUGAAGUUACUCAGUCUACAAUUUUGUAGAUGAUUGGAUUUUCCUUGCUCCGAGUUCGACCUUGUAACAGAUGCUUGAAUUCCGCGGUGAAGGAAUGUAGGUGGUAGACCCAAUACAUUCAACUUCGCACGAUCUUCCUACGCACAUAAUGAUCACUCUAGUGCAGAAUUGCUGCACCACCGUUCUGCAAGUAUACUGUCUAUAUCUGCGACGAUUGACUCUUGAUCUUUAUCUGUAUUCGAGAAAUAUAAAUCUCAGGAGGUGAACGCCGAGUCAAUAAUCGUACACGUACAAUUUCUCUACUUGGGAUGUUAGCUUAAACAGAAAUUACUGAUUUAUCCAGGCAGGGCGCUGAGCGGGAUGUAUGUCGGCCGGCAUCCUUACGCCUAAUUCUUCUGAAAUUCGACUACGAGGGUCAGUGAGACUUAUAGAUCGAGCAGAGACUGCAGCAAGAAUAGAACAACACUCACUGAAUAUAUGGUCAGAUAAUGCUUGGAAUCUUGUGUAAGCCUACGUUCGGCAUAGAAUCUGAAGUCUUCUCGCAUCCCAUGUGCGAGAGGACUAUAGUAUGGCCUCGAAUUACAGAAUGCCGUAGACGGAAAAAAUUAUCAGUCACUUCCUGUCGUUGAACUACAUUGUCGGAGAAGUCUGCCUGUUUAAGAUGAAAGGUGUGAGACUAGCUCUUGAAGGGGAAUAUCAACUUGACUCUGGAGAAUGUCCACCCAUGCAUAUGCAGGACGCUUUUGACGUUCUCUCUGAGAAUCAAAAUGUAUUGCAAAUUUGUAGACAAGACCACCGGACGGAGCGACACAAAAAUUGAACGAGAUGAUGUUGAGCUGUUGUUCUCUCUCAGCGUCUUCCUUUCACGAUACAGGUCACGUAUGCAGGCAUAGAUAUCGACACAUAUAUCGAGACUGGUGUUGAGGCAGGCUCCCGCUGCAGGCAGUUUAUACAUCAGCACUGUCAUGGAACAACAAACACCACGGCGAUGCUGUUCAGACAGACAGCAGAGUCGACGCAUGCGGUGAAAGCUCUGGAAGAACGCCCUGAGAAAUCAACCAAGGCGUGAUUGAAGCUGAGAGGAGGAGCUCGAGGCGAUGGGGAUGUGAACUAGAAGCAAAACUCGGAUAUCCGAUACACACCAGGCCGAAUGUCAAAGAUGAAGGGCCUGCGACGGAUGGGACCGGUCGCGGGCGCACGGUCGUAGGCGCGGAGGACAAUGGCCAGGAACUGGUGGUCGGCCUGCGCGUCCCUGUGGAGGAGCUUUCGGGGCACGCCGUGGCUGUGCGACGGCCUGGUCCUUGGCGCGACGGUCGCGGCCAUUUCUUCGACGUCGGCGCUGGCCUUCUCAUCGGCGCUCAUGCGGUUUCCCAUGCGGGCGGGCCCCACCUCCGGCGCGUUCUCGCUAUCGCCCGCGACGGCCCUGCAGCAGGCGGUCAUCGGCACGGCCUGCCACGAGUGCAACGCCCUCCGCUUGCACACGUACCCCAGAAGCCCCGCCGGCCACGUGUCCACUCUGCUUGGCUUCUCCACGGACACCAUCGUCACCGAGACCUUCAUGUCUUUCCUCAUAUCCUUCAUCAUCGUCACCUUCUCCGUCUUUCUCGUCCGUGAAAUGCGAUGAUACCCUCACGGAAUUCGUUGACAUCGAUCCUGUUUGAUGCCCUUUCGAAAUUCUCUCAUAGUUUUCCACGGCCCCGACAACAGCCGUGGUAGCUGACACCGUGCCCUCUCAUUCCGUUGGAACUUGGAAAGAUACUCGAGUGAUCAUCCACUGCGGAAGAGCCGAGCCCAGCGAAAAGUUUGGAUAGAUUGUCCGUGUCCACGAUGCUUUACUGGUAAAUGAACACCAGCAAUUUGAACAUCACGACCCAAUUACAACCCCCGGUCGACUGAACGUUGCGGGAACGAGUCGAGAAGGAAUUUCUCAUCCUUCUUACACACUAGCUGUGAUAGCGAAAUUAGGGAGAAGAUUUCUCUUCAGAAAUCUUCAUGCAUUCGUAGAUAUCUUCAUAGAGGGUGAUUAAAAUUCGUUUUCCUCGACAUUUAAAUUAAUAGGCUUUUCCCACUUACUCAUUGACGAAUUGUCGAUGAAUCUGGUGUGAUUAUCUGCAUUUCUUGCAAUUUUCUGUUCCUCCAUUUAAAACGCCUUAGCGCCCAAAGUCUGUCUGUACAAACUCAAUGGCCUGCAGUCGGAGUUAUCUUGGGGUUGGUCAAGCUCUUCCUUGUUACUUGUACUUCAAUAAA